This is a messenger RNA of Oncorhynchus kisutch (coho salmon), 5629 nucleotides long. Its product is annotated as noelin-3-like. NCBI's taxonomy places the organism in Eukaryota, Metazoa, Chordata, Actinopteri, Salmoniformes, Salmonidae. Gene Ontology annotation, biological process: signal transduction. The coding region runs from base 186 to 1559 and encodes 457 amino acids. The record is from RefSeq and is a predicted model, not a curated record. The transcript is spliced from 6 exons.
AGCAUGCGCGUUCGAAGCAGUGGUAAACGUGAUGACUAGUCUGCUGGCAUUGAUCUACCUUCCCUCUUUCUCUGGAGUCGUCAAAGAGCCGGGCAUAACCAGUCAUCUUCCACGCUGACUGAGCGACGUGCUUGAAACAGAACCGAGACAGAGGAACAGGAGGCAAACCCUGUUCGUGGACAAAAAUGCGAGCGCUGUCCAUGGUGCUGAAUCCGCUGCUGUUUCUACUGCUGUUCGGCUAUUACCCUUCUGUGACAGUCAAGCCUAAGGAAGGCUGGCAGGUGUACAGCUCGGCCCAGGAUGCAGAGGGGAGGUGUAUCUGUACAGUGGUGGCUCCUGAACAGAACCUCUGCUCCAGAGACGCCAAGGAGGGACAGCUCCGUCAGCUACUGGAGAAGGUCCAGAACAUGUCCCAGUCAAUCGAGGUGUUGAACCUGCGGACUCAGAGAGACUUCCAGUACAUCAUGAGGAUGGAAGGCCAGUUCAAAGAGCUAAGGUCAAAGUUCAGACAGAUAGAGACCAACAAGAAGACACAGGUCAACAGAAACUUCCAGGAGUUGAAGGGUAAGAUGGAUGCCCUACAGCCUCUGAUCCCUGUGUUGGAACAGUAUAAGACAGAUGCCCAGCUCAUCUCCCAGUUUAAACAGGAGAUCAGGAAUCUCUCCAUGGUGCUCACAGCCAUCCAGGAGGAGAUAGGAACCUAUGACUAUGAGGAACUACAACAGAGGGUCCUGAAUCUGGAGAGCAGGCUACGCAACUGCAUGAGCAAACUCACAUGUGGUAAACUGAUGAAGAUCACUGGACCUGUGACAGUGAAGACCUCUGGUACACGGUUUGGAGCUUGGAUGACUGAUCCACAGGCCUCCCCUAGAAACAACCGGGUCUGGUACAUGGAUAGCUACACCAACAACAAGAUUGUCAAAGAGUACAAGUCCAUAGCAGACUUUGUUUCCGGGGUCGAGUCUCGAACCUACAACCUGCCGUUCAAGUGGGCCGGGACCGACCACGUGGUGUACAACGGCUCUCUGUACUACAACAAGGUCCAGAGUAACAUCGUGGUGUGUUACCGCUUCGAGACGGGGCGCGUGGUAACCCAGAGAGCCCUGGAGAACGCCGGCUUCCACAACGUCUACCCUUACACCUGGGGAGGCUUCUCCGACAUAGACCUCAUGGCCGACGAGCUGGGUCUGUGGGCCGUCUACGCCACCAAUCAGAACGCAGGAAACAUCGUCAUCAGCCAGCUCAACCCCGACACGCUACAGGUCCUCGGAACCUGGAACACGGAAUAUUCCAAACGGAACGCGGGGGAGUCCUUUAUGAUCUGCGGAACACUCUACAUCACCAACUCUCACCUGACUGGUGCUAAGGUCUACUACGCGUACUCCACCAAGACAUCCAGCUAUGAGUACACAGACAUCCCCUUCCAUAACCAGUUCUUCCACAUGUCCAUGUUGGACUACAACGCCAGGGACCGGGCGCUGUACGGCUGGAACAAUGGACACCAGGUUCUGUUCAAUGUCACGUUGUUCCACAUCAUCAAGACAGAGGACGAUUCCUGAGGAGGAAGAACCUCUGGAACACUGAUUAACAUUCCUGGUGUUCCGGUGUUCCGUCAGUCAUUGUGGGAGUUCUGUUGUUGGGUCUCUAAAUGGUCAUUUUUGCUCUCUUCUUUUGACAAUCCAUCUUCAGAUCUAUUGGCUUCCCUUUCAAAUUUCUAAUGCAAGAAUUACUAAAGAUGUUGGCCUCCGAACUCUGAACUGUCUCCCAAUGUCAUGACAGAGUCAUGAUAUUCUCUGGUAGUCCUACCUAGCAACCCCAAUUUUAAAUCAUCUGGCCCUCUAACGAUGACAUCAUGCCCUGACAGUCUUCCUCAUUUUCCUCUCUUUUGACACAAGCCUUUAUUUUCACUUUAUCCCUUUCCUUUCAGCUACUCUACACUGGACUCUAUGAGAGAUUGGCUGGGCUGGGUAACAUGCCUCUGAUUGGUUGGGCUUGGUAACAUGGCUCUGAUUGGCUGGGCUUGGUAACAUGCCUCUGAUUGGUUGGGCUUGGGUAACAUGCCUCUGAUUGGCUGGGCUUGGGUAACAUGCCUCUGAUUGGUUGGGCUUAGGUAACAUGCCUCUGAUUGUCUGGGCUUGAGUAACAUGCCUCUGAUUGGCUGGGCUUGGGUAACAUGCCUCUGAUUGGCUGGGCUUGGGUAACAUGCCUCUGAUUGGUUGGGCUUAGGUAACAUGCCUCUGAUUGUCUGGGCUUGAGUAACAUGCCUCUGAUUGGCUGGGCUUGGUAACAUGCCUCUGAUUGGCUGGGCUUGGUAACAUGCCUCUGAUUGGCUGGGCUUGGGUAACAUGGCUCUGAUUGGCUGGGCUUGGGUAACAUGCCUCUGAUUGGCUGGGCUUGGGUAACAUGCCUCUGAUUGGCUGGGCUUGGGUAACAUGCCUCUGAUUGGUUGGGCUUGGGUAACAUGCCUCUGAUUGGCUGGGCUUGGGUAACAUGCCUCUGAUUGGCUGGGCUUGUGUAACAUGCCUCUGAUUGGCUGGGCUUGGGUAACAUGCCUCUGAUUGGCUGGGCUUGUGUAACAUGCCUCUGAUUGGCUGGGCUUAGGUAACAUGCCUCUGAUUGGCUGGGCUGGGUAACAUGCCUCUGAUUGGCUGGGCUUGGGUAACAUGCCUCUGAUUGGCUGGGCUUGGUAACAUGGCUCUGAUUGGCUGGGCUUGGUAACAUGCCUCUGAUUGGCUGGGCUUGGGUAACAUGCCUCUGAUUGGCUGGGCUUGGGUAACAUGCCUCUGAUUGGCUGGGCUUGGGUAACAUGCCUCUGAUUGGCUGGGCUUGGGUAACAUGCCUCUGAUUGGUUGGGCUUGGGUAACAUGCCUCUGAUUAGCUGGGCUUGGGUAACAUGCCUCUGAUUGGCUGGGCUUGUGUAACAUGCCUCUGAUUGGCUGGGCUUGGGUAACAUGCCUCUGAUUGGCUGGGCUUGUGUAACAUGCCUCUGAUUGGCUGGGCUUAGGUAACAUGCCUCUGAUUGGCUGGGCUGGGUAACAUGCCUCUGAUUGGCUGGGCUUGGGUAACAUGCCUCUGAUUGGCUGGGCUUGGGUAACAUGGCUCUGAUUGGCUGGGCUUGGGUAACAUGGCUCUGAUUGGCUGGGCUUGGGUAACAUGCCUCUGAUUGGCUGGGCUUGGGUAACAGGCCUCUGAUUGACUGGGCUUGGGUAACAUGCCUCUGAUUGGCUGGGCUUGGGUAACUUGGCUCUGAUUGGCUGGGCUUGGGUAACAUGCCUCUGAUUGGCUGGGCUUGGGUAACAUGCCUCUGAUUGGCUGGGCUUGGGUAACAUGCCUCUGAUUGGCUGGGCUUGGGUAACAUGUGUCUGAUUGGCUGGGCUUGGUAACAUGCCUCUGAUUGUCUGGGCUUGGAUAUCAUGCCUCUGAUUGGCUGGGCUUGGGUAACAUGCCUCUGAUUGGCUGGGCUGGGUAACAUGCCUCUGAUUGGCUGGGCUUGGGUAACAUGUGUCUGAUUGGCUGGGCUGGGUAACAUGCCUCUGAUUGGGUGGGCUUCGGUAACAUGUGUCUGAUUGGCUGGGCUUAGGUAACAUGCCUCUGAUUGUCUGGGCUUGGAUAUCAUGCCUCUGAUUGGCUGGGCUUGGGUAACAUGCGUCUGAUUGGCUGGGCUGGGUAACAUGCCUCUGAUUGGGUGGGCUUCGGUAACAUGCCUCUGAUUGGCUGGGCUUAGGUAACAUGCGUCUGAUUGGCUGGGCUGGGUAACAUGCCUCUGAUUGGGUGGGCUUCGGUAACAUGCCUCUGAUUGGCUGGGCUGGGUAACAUGCCUCUGAUUGGCUGGGCUUGGGUAACAUGCCUCUGAUUGGCUGGGCUUGGUAACAUGGCUCUGAUUGGCUGGGCUUGGUAACAUGCCUCUGAUUGGCUGGGCUUGGGUAACAUGCCUCUGAUUGGCUGGGCUUGGGUAACAUGCCUCUGAUUGGCUGGGCUUGGGUAACAUGCCUCUGAUUGGCUGGGCUUGGGUAACAUGCCUCUGAUUGGUUGGGCUUGGGUAACAUGCCUCUGAUUAGCUGGGCUUGGGUAACAUGCCUCUGAUUGGCUGGGCUUGUGUAACAUGCCUCUGAUUGGCUGGGCUUGGGUAACAUGCCUCUGAUUGGCUGGGCUUGUGUAACAUGCCUCUGAUUGGCUGGGCUUAGGUAACAUGCCUCUGAUUGGCUGGGCUGGGUAACAUGCCUCUGAUUGGCUGGGCUUGGGUAACAUGCCUCUGAUUGGCUGGGCUUGGGUAACAUGGCUCUGAUUGGCUGGGCUUGGGUAACAUGGCUCUGAUUGGCUGGGCUUGGGUAACAUGCCUCUGAUUGGCUGGGCUUGGGUAACAGGCCUCUGAUUGACUGGGCUUGGGUAACAUGCCUCUGAUUGGCUGGGCUUGGGUAACUUGGCUCUGAUUGGCUGGGCUUGGGUAACAUGCCUCUGAUUGGCUGGGCUUGGGUAACAUGCCUCUGAUUGGCUGGGCUUGGGUAACAUGCCUCUGAUUGGCUGGGCUUGGGUAACAUGUGUCUGAUUGGCUGGGCUUGGUAACAUGCCUCUGAUUGUCUGGGCUUGGAUAUCAUGCCUCUGAUUGGCUGGGCUUGGGUAACAUGCCUCUGAUUGGCUGGGCUGGGUAACAUGCCUCUGAUUGGCUGGGCUUGGGUAACAUGUGUCUGAUUGGCUGGGCUGGGUAACAUGCCUCUGAUUGGGUGGGCUUCGGUAACAUGUGUCUGAUUGGCUGGGCUUAGGUAACAUGCCUCUGAUUGUCUGGGCUUGGAUAUCAUGCCUCUGAUUGGCUGGGCUUGGGUAACAUGCGUCUGAUUGGCUGGGCUGGGUAACAUGCCUCUGAUUGGGUGGGCUUCGGUAACAUGCCUCUGAUUGGCUGGGCUUAGGUAACAUGCGUCUGAUUGGCUGGGCUGGGUAACAUGCCUCUGAUUGGGUGGGCUUCGGUAACAUGCCUCUGAUUGGCUGGGCUUGGGUAACAUGCCUCUGAAUGGCUGGGCUUGGGUAACAUGCGUCUGAUUGGCUGGGCUGGGUAACAUGCCUCUGAUUGGGUGGGCUUCGGUAACAUGCGUCUGAUUGGAUGGGCUUAGGUAACAUGCCUUUGAUUGGGUGGGCUUGGGUAACAUGCCUCUGAUUGGGUGGGCUUGGGUAACAUGCCUCUGAUUGGCUGGGCUUGGGUAACAUGCCUCUGAUUGGGUAACUUAGCUUUUGUAUCCAUUGCAACAGUAUCAAUAGGAGUAUGCCUUAUUCAGUGCAGUCUGUUCUGUAAGUCCAUAGGAUAACAGGUGUUCUGUCCUGCAUGAAUGUCAAUGAUAGCAUGUCUAGCUCUCCGUGGCUUGCAUCCCAAAUGGCACCCUAGGUCCCAAAGGGCUCUGGUCAAAAGUAGCACACUAUAUAGGGAGUAGGAUUUCAUUUUGGAUGCAACCUAUGGCUGUCCUGAUAGCAUCGAAACUCUGUCUGUGGACUCUCUCGGCAACCAUCUCUCUUUCCCACUGUAACACAAUUAAUGACUAUUGUCUGAUUAUACUGUAUAUGGAUGAACAGGAAAAAUACACAUUUAUAUACAUAAUUAGUGUUACAAUAUGGAAAUAAAAUGAUUAUUGUUUUUGAUGAA